AUGUGCAGUCUGUUGAUCGACAGGGUGGGGCCGCACAUUGUCACAAACUAUCACUGCAUUGCAAAGCUUGCUAAGGACACGACAAAGACGCAGAGGACAUUUGUGGGUAUUGAGGGUCCGGAUGGCAAACUUAGUCAGUGGCCAGCGAGGAUUGUGGCCACGGAUGCCUCGCAUGACUUGGCAGUGCUGCAGAUCGAUGCUCCGCCAGAAACCCUCCAGCCCAUCAAGAUGGGUUCCUCAAAGGGGCUGAAGGUGGGCCAGUCAGUGUUUGCGAUCGGCAAUCCCCGGGGGCUAUCGCGCACGAUGACUGCCGGGGUAGUAAGCGGCCUGAACAGGGCCAUCCCAUCCCCUGUCAACACCCUGACCUACGGCGCCAUUCAGACUGAUGCGCCGAUCAAUGGAGGCAGCUCUGGAGGCGCCCUGCUGGACUCCAGUGGCCGCCUGAUAGGCAUCAGCACUGCCACGUUCUCCAGGAAAGGAACGGGGAGGGGCAGUGGAGUGAACUUUGCACUGCCAGCGGAUCUUGUACUGGACAUUGUGCCAAAACUGAUUGUCUACGGAAAUCCCACAGGACGUGGGAUGGGCUGA
Molecule: messenger RNA, 588 nt
Organism: Coccomyxa subellipsoidea C-169
Lineage: Eukaryota; Viridiplantae; Chlorophyta; Trebouxiophyceae; Coccomyxaceae
Product: trypsin-like serine protease
Exons: 5
Coding region: 1-588 (195 amino acids)
Biological process (GO): proteolysis
Molecular function (GO): serine-type endopeptidase activity
Source: RefSeq, a predicted model, not a curated record